AUCCCUGCUCAAGGUGGUUGUCAACUGUCAAACAUAAUUCUUGGCCGCGCCGAAUGACGCUCGCACUCCGUUCUUGGCUUGCUGGACCCUUUUCCGAUUUCGCGUUGUGGUCAAAACGUUUUCCUUCGUGCAUUAUUAGUCCACAUAAGUAAAAUACUGAGAGUCUCGUUCGAAUAAAACACGAACGCGACGAACAGUGCACAUACGCGUAUUCCUCCCUGUAUCGCGACCAAACUGUACACCGGCUGAACAGCUUUUGCAUCGUUUACACACAAAUACACGGUACGAACGGUACACACUACGAUGGCGGAUUCGGCCACUGAAAGCACAAAUGCAAGCGCAGCCACAGCGGCGGCCGCCGCAACAAACUGGGUGCAAAAAACGGAAGAUCAGGAGAUUUCUAAUCUGGUGGAUGGGUUAGUUAUCGCAAACAAGGACAAAGCUAGUGUCGAAGGUAAACAGGACGCGUCUACAGCGAAGCCAGAACAUGCGGAAACUCCCGUAAAUGGUGCCGCAGUAGCAGCUGGAACCGCUGCUUCACCUGCAGGAUCAGAAGAGAUCGAAACUGUGAAUCCGGCCGAUGCAAGCCUGCUGAUGAAAAUCAUUCGCAAAGGUUUAGUCGAAUCGAAGCUAGAUCUGGAGGUGCAGCGCAAAGACCCAUCCUCGCCACUACAUUCCGUCAAAUCGUUCGAAGCUUUGCACCUGAAGCCGGAGCUGCUACAGGGCGUGUAUGCUAUGGGAUUUAACGCACCAUCGAAGAUUCAAGAAACAGCCCUGCCGACGCUGCUUGCCGAUCCGCCUCAGAACAUGAUCGCCCAAAGCCAGUCGGGAACGGGCAAAACGGCUGCCUUUGUGCUGGCCAUGCUGAGUCGGGUUGAUCCGCGCAAACCUUAUCCCCAGGUUAUCUGUCUCUCGCCAACGUACGAACUUGCGAUCCAGACGGGGGAAGUCGCGGCGAAGAUGGCAAAGUUUUGCAAGGAAAUCAAGCUCCGGUUUGCUGUACGUGGCGAAGAACUACCCAAAGGAAAGAAGAUAACCGAUCACAUCAUCAUCGGAACUCCGGGCAAACUGAUGGACUGGGGCAUUAAGUUCCGUGCGUUCGAUCUGCGCAAGAUUUCCGUGUUUGUGCUGGACGAGGCAGAUGUGAUGAUUGCUACCCAGGGACAUCAGGAUCAAUGCAUCCGCAUCCAUAAACAGCUGUCGUCGUCGUGUCAGAUGAUGUUCUUUUCGGCUACGUACGAAAAAGAAGUGAUGGACUUUGCGGAGUACAUCGUACCGAAUCCGAUCAUUAUACGGCUGGCCCGGGAGCAGGAAUCGCUUGACAACAUCAAGCAGUACUAUGUUAAGUGUAAGAACCAGGACGAAAAGUAUCAGGCCAUCUCAAACAUCUAUGGUGUGAUAACGGUUGGGCAGGCUAUCAUCUUCUGUCAUACUCGAAAAACCGCUGGAUGGUUGUCCGGUAAGAUGACCCAGGAUGGUCAUUCUGUGGCAGUGCUGUCCGGUGAGCUUACCGUCGAGCAGCGGUUGGCCGUACUGGAUAGAUUCCGUGCAGGGCUGGAAAAAGUACUCAUUACAACGAACGUGUUAUCAAGAGGAAUCGAUGUCGAGCAGGUAACGAUUGUUGUGAACUUUGAUCUGCCGAUGGACCAGAACGGUCGAGCUGAUUGUGAAACUUACCUGCACCGAAUUGGUCGCACGGGUCGUUUUGGCAAAAACGGUAUCGCCAUCAAUCUGGUCGACAGCGAACACAGCAUGGACAUUUGUCGAACCAUUGAGUCGCACUUCCAGAAAAAGAUUCAACUUCUGGAUGCUGAGAAUUCGGAUGAAAUCGAAAAGAUUGGCUCCUAAACAAGCGCUGCGGAGUUGCAAAUGCGUAUGACGGCAUGAGAUUGUGCUAAGUAAUUUAGCUUUUAAAAGCAAAUUUUCGACUUUACCGCAGAACGAAGGUGGCGACCUAGGAUAGAAUUACUUCAUGAAGCUUAAACUUCGACGAUGAAAAACAAACAAAGGAAAUUAUCGCUAAAACAAA
Anopheles funestus (African malaria mosquito) is the source of this 2029-nucleotide messenger RNA. RefSeq names its product DEAD-box helicase Dbp80 (gene Dbp80). Gene Ontology annotation, cellular component: cytoplasmic stress granule; nucleus. The record is from RefSeq and is a predicted model, not a curated record. The transcript has 6 exons. Gene Ontology annotation, molecular function: RNA binding; RNA helicase activity; ATP binding. Gene Ontology annotation, biological process: poly(A)+ mRNA export from nucleus. The coding region runs from base 304 to 1848 and encodes 514 amino acids. NCBI's taxonomy places the organism in Eukaryota, Metazoa, Arthropoda, Insecta, Diptera, Culicidae.